Molecule: messenger RNA, 4591 nt
Organism: Ctenopharyngodon idella (grass carp)
Lineage: Eukaryota; Metazoa; Chordata; Actinopteri; Cypriniformes; Xenocyprididae
Gene: setd6
Product: SET domain containing 6, protein lysine methyltransferase
Exons: 9
Coding region: 184-1557 (457 amino acids)
Biological process (GO): peptidyl-lysine monomethylation
Cellular component (GO): nucleus
Molecular function (GO): protein binding; protein-lysine N-methyltransferase activity
Source: RefSeq, a predicted model, not a curated record
CGUAGGUGGCGCCAUUGUACAUGAUUGUAUUACUUUCUGCAGACGUACUGGAAGAAGAAGAAGUGACCGAAGCUCCUCACAUGGAGGCACACAGAAUAUAAUUUUUACUAUACACUUAUGUUGUGGUCACCAUAAAACAAUAUAUAUUUUAAUAUCUCACCGACGAGUUUGCAUUUUAAUGAAAUGGCGACAGACACAAAAAGGCCGAAGAUAGAUGAUGAGAACUGUGUGCUGGACCCCCUGAAAAACUUCUUGCUGUGGUGUGAUAGUGUGAAGCUGACGCUCAGCGAUAAGGUUUACUUAAGUAAAGAGGGUACAAUAGCAGAAUAUGGCAUGCUUGCCAAAGAGGACAUUGAAGAGGGGCACAUCUUGUUCUCCAUUCCCAGAGAGACACUCCUGCAUCAGGGCACCACUAAAGUCAAAAAAGUGCUUGAAGAAGGGAAGAAAACUUUGGAAAGCGCAUCAGGCUGGGUUCCUCUUCUUCUGUGUCUCUUAUACGAGUACACAUGUUCACAAUCCCAUUGGAAACCAUAUUUAUCUCUCUGGCCAGACUUUAGGACACUGGAUCAGCCCAUGUUCUGGUCCGAUGAGGAGCGUAAUAAACUCCUGAAAGGCACAGGAAUUCCUGAGGCUGUCAACACUGAUUUGAAAAAACUCCAGGAUGAGUACAAUAACAUAGUCCUUCCUUUCAUGAAGUCCCAUCCUGACCUGUGGGACCCCGAGAAGCACAACCUGGAGCUCUACAAGAGCCUGGUAGCAUUUGUAAUGGCCUAUAGUUUUCAAGAGCCUGUAGAGGAUGAGGAUGAAGAAGAAGAAAAACAGCCUAACCCUCCAAUGAUGGUGCCCAUGGCUGACAUGCUGAAUCACGUUUCCAAGCACAACGCCAAUCUGGAAUAUACACCAGAGUGUCUGAAGAUGGUAUCCGUACGGCACAUUGAAAAGGGCGAGGAGGUCUUUAACACCUACGGACAGAUGGCAAACUGGCAGCUGCUCCACAUGUACGGCUUUGCAGAGCCGUUUCCUACAAAUAGCAAUGACACCGCUGAUAUACAGAUGUCCAGUGUGUAUAAAGCAGCAGUGCAAGUGACACAAAGUGAAGCAGAUCAGCGGCUCUUAGUGGACAAAUGGAACAUGUUGUGUGAGAUGGAGAUUGUUGGAGAGAAAGGAGUCUUUAUCUUCGGACAAUCAGGCUCCCUCACUUACAGUGAGCUCUACACUACUCUGAAGGUCCUUUGCAUGCCGGCGCAAGAUUUCGAGGAGUUCCGUGAAAACGAAGGCUGGGAAGAAGAUGAAGAGGAUGAUGAUGAUGAAAUGGAGCAGGCUCUGAGUUUUGACGGACUGACAGGGUUGUCAGCGGAGUGGAAGCGUCUCCUGCACACAGCAGCUGCUUUGACGCUGGACUCUUACUCUGAGGAUGUAGAGACGGACAGGAAGCGGCUGGAGGAUCAGGGAGCUCUGGCUGAACUCAGCAGCAGAGAGAGGAGAGCUCUGCAUGUGCGUUACGGUCAGAAGAGCAUCCUACAGCGCUUGCAACAGCUCACCAAACCUACGUCUUAAUGUACAGACUCCACAAACAUUCUUACAUAUCUUAUACAGUGCUGACACUGCCUUCUGGGAAACACUGUAGUUGGCAAAACAGGAAAGUCCUCAGGUGACAUGGUGUAACUGAAUUUGCAAACUCUGUAUAGUUUGUAGGUUUUUCAUUUUGUAUGCUGUACAUUUCCCUUUCAGAAAAAUAAUUAUUAAAAUAAAAUAAUGAGGAAUCUUGCAUUUUUGAUUGUGAGCUGUUGUGGAGUGUAAAUGUGGUUUAUUUAGUGACUUUUGGUGGGUUCAAGCCUGUUUAAAUUUAUGUGUUUGGCAUGCGCUUUUAUAUGAUGCAUUGAAGGGAUACAUUUUUAAUCAGUUCAUGUAUUCCCUGGGAAUUGAACCUAUAACCUUGGUAUGGCUAGACCCGUGCUCUACUGUUUAAGUUUCUUCAAGUCACGUCGGAAUUGGCACAUUUACAAGAACAUUGAACAUGAAUGUCGGUAGCUGUUUCUAUCCAAAGUUGCGAAUUUAACUAGUUUGCAAAAUUGUAAUAUCGCAUAAAACAUUUGCGAAUAAAGCAGCGUUCGGAUGCUGGUGUUUGGGAACGCAAUCAUGCGAGACGCUUCUGGGAGGGAAUUAAACCAAAUCAUUUUGUUGACAGACUUAGGCAUUUCAAAAUGAUCAAACCAACAUUUGAGAUACUGUGUGAUGAAAUUGGUCCACUAGUUAGUCCAGAUAUCCAGUCACAUCCUCUGUUGAGGCAAUCUGCAAGUCUUGUUGGAUAAAAAAGAUCUACCUCAAUUGAGCGCAAAAUUUAUGCGCAUCUUGGCAUUUCUAUCUAGCGUUUUUCAGGUAUGUCAGUGGAAAAAAAAAAGCCUUUUUCCAUAAGAUCAUCAUAGGUUUGUCAAGAUAAUUCUAAAUUCAAUCAGUUUUCUGGGAGAAUAAAUCAAUUCGUGGAUCGAUUCUGAGAUUUUCUGAAUGCAUCGCAAUUCUCUCUUGAAUCGAUUCUGAGCUGUUUUUAACAGCAGAAGGCGCUGUAGGCUAGUUUUUUACCGCACACUCAAAUGCUCACCUCAGAAUGCUUUUAUGAUGUGAGAUUAAUGUAAACAACCCACUGCAAACACCCUCGUGAUUCACUUCAACCUUUUCAAACUUUAUGGUAAUUUUAUAGAAGGUUCAAGUGGUAUGUGUAUCCAUUUCAAGUACGCCCAUUUCUAAAACAUGCAGUGCCAUCUGCUGUUGCAAACUAAGCUCAGAAUCGAUCCAGAAUAAUUUCUCGAUUCAACGAUUUAUUGUUCAAAGCCCUAUUAAACACACACACCCGGAGCAGUGGGCAGCCUUUUUUGCUGCGGCACCCGGGGAGUGAUUGGGGGGGUUAGGUGCUUACUCAAGGGCACCUCAGUUGUGGGUAAUGAAUGAAAGAGUGCUUUUCAUUCACUCUCCCUACCUACAUUUCCUGCCGGUACUGAGACUCGAACCCGCAUUCUUCGCGUAAAGCCCGGAACACACCAAGCCAACGGUUGGCCGACUAAGUUUUCUCAGUGUGUUCCGCACUGUCGACUGAAGUUGGACCUCGUCUGCUUUUUUUCGGCCGAUUCGACAUGUUGAAUCGGCGUCGGAGCUCGUCGGUCAGUCGAGCCACCUGAUCAUUCUGAUUGGCUGUUCAGCUAUUGCCACCUGCUGGUACAGAAAGGCAUUUCUUCUUACGCAGAACGGACGUGCUACUUGGGUGUCGAGCGUCGGUUUGGUGUGUCAGGGCAACUUUAACACUGCCAACGUGAGUCAACCCUGCAGUCUGCUUUCGUCACCACGGUGUGUUCCAGGCUUUACAAGUCUGACUCUCUAACCGUUAGGCCACAACUGACCAAUUAUACUAAUUUCAACCCUUCCUUUUCACUAUGUGCUUAAACGGCCUUCCAUUUGUCAGUACGUGGGAAAAAAAAAAAAAAAAAAAAAAAAAAAAAAAAAAAGUGGUCCAGUGAAAUUCAGUUACUCCAACCAAAAUCACUAUGACGUACAUACAAAUUAUGAUUUAUGAACUUCCCAAAAGGACUUGAAUUGAGUUUGACUUGGACUCAAAUGUACUUAGUGUAUGAAAAAAUGCAUUAAACUCCAAAAAACAUACAACAUUUUCGGUUCAUGUCAAAAAAAAAAAAAAAAAAAAAAAAAAAAAGUUGCAUCACUUGAAUGAUAGUGUGAACAGAAGGGAAAAAAAUAAAAAAGUAUUUAACCUUAUGACUCAACUCUUGUUUCAAACAUUAACAAAAACAAAUGCAAUCAAAUGGCAGGCAAGCAAAGGUGCAGUUCAAGUGUUUAAUGCAGUAACUACAGAAUGCAUACAUACAGGAAAUAAGUAGCGGAACUAAAGGCAACUACAAAGUACUACAAAAUACAACACGCGGACCAAUACAUUUACAAAACAUUCGAAAUCCUUACAAAAUGAGCUGUAUUGGUCCUUUUUUUUGUUCUGCAAGUUGAAUCUUUGUACAAACUCCUAAGAUCCAAUUUACCAACAAAUUUCUGAAUAUUUCCACAAUUGUACAAGUGCCAGGGAGAAGCUCCAACCCAAGAUUUGUUUCCUCACAGGUGCAAAACUAGUGACCCCCCCCCCUGCAGUCCAGGACAUCUGUCCGAUCCUAUCAGCUCACCACACUGAUAGCUCUCCCCUUAAAAACCAAACCUCAAAAAAUAAAAAGAAAUUAAACAAGACAGCUUCCUUAGCCACUACCAAGCUUCCAAACAAAAGUCAAUCCGUCUUGAAGGCAAAAAAUAAUUUAUGGAGAGUUUGGGGAAGCCAAACAGCAAGGAGUGAAAUGUGCUCAAGCGUGUGCCUCACCUUUCACAAAGAAAUACUCAAAAUCUGCUCUUAAAUGUCCCUUUUUAAUAUUUACACUGAACAUUUUAAAUUGUCGAGGGAGAAAAAAGUAAACCAAAAAAAAGAGGCUCCUCAGGUCAGAUGCCGAUGCCGCCCGGUGGAAGGAGAGCGGUAAUCCAGUGCCGGCUGUGUGUCGAUCAGAUGUGCAGGGUGUUGGUGGGGCAAAUGAAGGGUUGGGAAGAGGGAGAG